Chaetomium fimeti is the source of this 1074-nucleotide messenger RNA. RefSeq names its product proteasome component. The record is from RefSeq and is a predicted model, not a curated record. Gene Ontology annotation, cellular component: proteasome core complex, beta-subunit complex; proteasome core complex. The transcript has 4 exons. NCBI's taxonomy places the organism in Eukaryota, Fungi, Ascomycota, Sordariomycetes, Sordariales, Chaetomiaceae. Gene Ontology annotation, biological process: proteasome-mediated ubiquitin-dependent protein catabolic process. The coding region runs from base 300 to 920 and encodes 206 amino acids.
CAACUCCAGCGUAGCCUGUCAGCUGGAGCUCCAACCCGCCCGACCACAAGGCUGCUAUUGCUGCACGAGAGAGCUCUCUAUCGCCCACGGCACCGCAACAUCAUCAGAUUGCGAUCCCGUUUGUGCCCGUUUUUCGGCGGCAUAUCCAGUCACACGACAAAUUCAUUCUCUUAUUUGCGCCGCAACCCCGCCCGCCUCGAACCUGAGAGCUCCAUUGCUCUCUUGUCGGCCGUCCCGCUUCCGAGAAUCAUCAUCGACCGACGACUGCCCCCAAAGACGCACCGUCACCCACAGUCAAGAUGUCGUCACCCUUCUCAAUAAACGGCGGCGCCUGCGUGGCCAUGGUGGGCAAGGACUGCGUGGCGAUCGCGUGCGACCUGCGGCUGGGGCUGCAGGCGCUGACGGUGUCCAACAACUUCCCCAAGGUGUUCCAGUACGGCGACAACGUGUUCCUGGGGCUGACGGGCCUGGCGACCGACGUGUCGACCGUGUCGGACCUGUUCCGCUACAAGGUCAACAUGUACCGCCUGCGCGAGGAGCGCCACAUCGCCCCGCGCACCUUCGCCAACCUCGUCAGCAGCUCCCUCUACGAGCGCCGCUUCGGCCCCUACUUCGUCAGCCCCGUCGUCGCCGGCCUCGACCCCACCACGGGCGCCCCCUUCAUCUGCGGCUUCGACAGCAUCGGGUGCAUCGACUUUGCGAAGGACUUUAUCGUCUCGGGGACCGCGACGGAGCAGCUGUUUGGCAUGUGCGAGAGCUUGUGGGAGCCGGAUCUGGGCCCGGAUGCACUCUUCGAGACGAUCUCGCAAUCCCUUCUCAACGCCGUCGACCGCGAUGCUCUGUCCGGCUGGGGUGCUCAUGUCUACAUCAUCGAGAAGGACAAGGUUACCAAGAGGCUGCUGAAGGGGCGGCAGGAUUAGAGGGACAUAGAGGCGACAUGAGACAUGACAGGGCAACGGAGAAUAGUGUCCUGGCAAUGAUUAAGCUGGGCAUACGGGCGUUGUAACAAUACAACAGUUCGAGGCUCCGUUCGGUACGCAAUGGAGACCGCAGAAUAACCACCACGUUGACAUG